AGCGGGCCGGACGCGCGUGGUGUCGCCCUGGGGACCAGCCCCCUCCCAGCCCCUGCGGAAAGUUUCAGCACCUGGAGGCCGAGUCUCCUCGGCGUGGUGACCCUCCCCGCCCCUAGCCAUGGCGCAGGGGACCGAAAACUGCGAUCCCAUCGGAUCCAUCUUACUCCAGGUCCAAGAAGACCUUCACCAAUUAAAGGAGAAAUUAACAAAAUUCCCAAGUGAGGAAGAAAGAAAGACUCUAGAUAUUCAGAGUCUUGAAACAGCAAUCCGAAGGACAGAAAUGGGGUUAAGAAUUCACCUUCAGAAGUAUUUAGAUGUUGUAAACCAUCAUGUGUUAAUGACUUCUGUUGAUGAGAACUUACAUUCUCCUGUAGCUUCAAAAUGGUUGUUUCCAACUGUAAUUGACUGGAAGUCAUUUGUUUUUCCCCUGGAAUCUGAGGGUAAACUUUGGCGACUCCCAAAACAGCGUGGGUUAAUUCCAAGAGUAAAGCAAAAGAUAGGGUUGAAUGUAAAAAUCAUGCAAGAUCCUGAAAACAUCCACCACAGAGCUGCUGUAAAUGCGAACUAUGGGAUCAGUUUGCCAUAUAUUAAUCAGAGAAAAGCACAUGUGAAUGUUCAGAAAUUAAUCAAAGGGUCCACCAUCUCCAACCUCACAGUCCCACCAUCUUCUCAUGGCACGGAUCCCUGGUUUGUCCCCGUGCCAGUCUUACAGAAGGAUGCCGAUAAAGGGAUUUUAAGUAUGAUAGAAUGAGGGCUGAUCCCCCCAACAGCAAGGAUUACCUUUCGGAAUCCACCCAUUACACCCAGAGCAGCUCUUCUGCACAGUUUUGACGAAGCACAUAAGCUUCCCACUGCAGCCCCCAUCACUGUGCCUCAGAAACCACCACUGGUUCCAGAAGAAGUUCAUUUUGAUUUAACCAAGUCUCGUUCUUCAUUGUAGGGGAGAGGCAGAAGGUCAAGAGGACACUAUGAUGGGAAGGCCAUGAAAACCACAUCUUCCAGAGCUCCCAAAUCAGCAUGGGAUUAUGACUUUUCUAUUCAUGAUGGCAUCAUAGACAAGACAGCCCCAGACUUCUUAGCAUUCAAGGAACAUUUUAGCUUAACUUGGAGGAGCAUUUUCUCUCUCUUAGAACACAUUGAGAAGUUUCUCAGGGACUAUGCAAUACCAGAAGUCAAAAUAAAAGGGAGGAAUUUGGUGGCCUUCCUGCCUGAGUUUGAGCUGACGAAUAAACUUACCCGAAACGAUCUUCUCUCGGUAUUAGAGAACCCACUUCACGUCCAGAUGUUGUUAAACCUUCCAGGACAGAGGUACAGGGGCCAAGGUGGAAAGUCAGAGGCUGCCAGCAAGAUCCAAGCCACGUGGAAAUGCUUCAGAGCGAGAAAAUUCUUCCUCACUUACCGCCAGCAGAAGUGGGCAUUGGGUGUAAUUGCCAUCGCUUGGCUUUUACACUGCCACAAGACUCGACUGAAGAAGACCCUGAAGGAAUCACGUCAGAGACACCUGGAGAAUUUCCGCAUCCGAGCCAAGCAUCUGGCAGCCAACUGGAAUCGCAUCAGGACCUCCAGGAGGACUAUUAUCCAUAUCCCAUCAUUAGGAUAUUCACAACCUGUGCGAGAACAUAUUGCUGAUUUCAGCACACAACAGAAUAUGCAGCUGGGGAGGCUGUGUGACAUCUUAGAUGACAAUGUGAACAUCAUCUACAUCUGUUCCCAUAAUAUGAAUGACGAAUUAAUGCUAUAUUACAAUAAAAUCCUGAGUCUACAUGCAGCUGUCAAAUCAGGGAACCUUGAGGACAAAAGUGACCUGCAGCAUAGGUUCAAAAUUAUCACCCCUGAAGCUGUAAACAUCUUCACUAUGAUAGAACAACUGAGCCAGGCAGUGACUGAUCACCUGCAGAUCCAGCGCUGGCUCUUUAAAAUGGACUUGGAGUUCGGAGGAAACGGGACUGCAUUUUGUGACAUUCCUUCACACCUACAGUGCUACAAGUCAGUGCUAAAGGAGAGUAACAGAUAUAGCUGUGAAGACUGGAGAAAGAAGUGGGCACAUGAGCCAGCUUUGGUGAAGAUCUCCGAGGAGCUGGCGGGCAUUUUAGCACAGCACGCACAGCCAGUCAAUGAGAAACGGUUCCCAACGUGGAGGAAAUUCCUCCAAACAUUUCUCAGUCAAGGGGGUGUGAUCGAAGCAUUCCCACCUGCAGACAGUGUCACCAAGCUGACAGUAGACAUGCUGAUUGAGGCCAGUGGAGAGAUCAAGGUGCUGUCCACAGGGGACCAGUUUCAUCCCGAAGGUCCCUUCAUUUCUUCUGGUACCACUGUGCCUCAGACCUCAGUGAAUCCCCAAGUUCUCAGUUCUUUGUGCCUCUGAAUUGGAAAGGCCUGCCAAGUGAGAGAUGUGGUUGGUUAUUUUUCUAUAGAUCUGGUGACUUUUAUUGAUCCGAGGACCUUGGAACAGCAGCUAUGGGCAACGGGCCUCAGCCUCUCAUAUAGUGACCAGCUGGCCCUGACUCAGCUCACUCUCUACCUGACAAAUGGCCAUCUGGACUGCAGUCUGAGCACCCUUGAAGUGCCCCGCUUUGUCCCAAAGAAGGAAACAAAAAUGAAGCAGCGUGGCACCCUGUCAGUGCUGUCACAGGAAACCUGUCGCUACGCAGUGAUGACCACCCAGCUGAGGCAUAACAACCUCUCACUGGUUUUCCACUAUGUUUUCCUCCAGAUGUGUAAGGCACACGGCAUUGGUUAUGACCUUGAGGACAGACAAGGAACUGUUUUUAUAUUAUAUGAACACCUGAAGAGAAACAAGUUGGGCAUGUUAACAAUCGGUGUGGAUCUCCAGGGGGUCCUCAUGACCUUUGCUCACAAUCUCUUCAUCAUCCAUCAAGAAAUAUCAGCACCUAAUAUGCAAGGCGAGACCAAUUUUAAGACCACCAUUGAUGAUAUCAAAACCAUUCUAGGAGUAACAAGGGAAAACAAAAUGAGAUUUGAAGAAGAACUACAGUCCAAAGAUGAUAAAAACCUCUCUAAGGCUGAUAAAUGAUCCUGAAACACAUUACAAUUUGGGAAUCCCAGUCUGGAGAAAGAAAGGGCAAUAUUUCUUCUGGUAUUAGGAAUAAAAGUGGUGGUGGGUGGAAUGAAUUUGUUUUGUUUGCUAAAAUGUGAAUCAGAACAGGUUAUAAUGGUUUACUUUUUUAAAAAAAUGUAUUAAAAUGUAUUAAGAGCUUAUUUUACUCAUUAA
Molecule: messenger RNA, 3232 nt
Organism: Heterocephalus glaber (naked mole-rat)
Lineage: Eukaryota; Metazoa; Chordata; Mammalia; Rodentia; Bathyergidae
Source: RefSeq, a predicted model, not a curated record